Molecule: messenger RNA, 675 nt
Organism: Medioppia subpectinata
Lineage: Eukaryota; Metazoa; Arthropoda; Arachnida; Sarcoptiformes; Oppiidae
Source: the annotation of a GenBank genome assembly
UAUAAAUGGAAAACGCAAUUAUAUCAACACAAAAAAACUUUUCAUUUAAAUGUGACAUUUAUUUGUGAUUUCAAUGAAUGCCACAAAAGUUUUGCACAAAAAUCGCAAUUACUUCGACACAAAAGUUGUGUUCAUUUGAAAGAAAGGAAUUUCAAAUGUAAUGAAGAAAAUUGUGGCAAAAGAUUCAAUCGAGAAUCACAUCUCAUUCGACACAAAAGCAUACAUUCGGGAGAAAAACCAUUUGUUUGUCAUUUCAAUGAUUGUAACAAAACAUUCUCUGAAAAAUCUAACCUCAGAGUACAUAUGAAAAGACAUCUGAAUAUAAAACUUCAUAAAUGUAUUCAUAAUAACUGUAAUCAACGUGGACAUUUAUUCAAUCAUAAAAAUAGCGUUCAUCUAAAUGUGAGAUUUAUUUGUGAUUUCAAUGAAUGCCACAAAAGUUUUUCUGACAAAAGAAAUUUAUUUCGACACAAAAGUUGUGUUCAUUUGAAUGAAAGAAAAUUGAAAUGUAAUGAAGAAAAUUGUGGCAAAAGUUUUAAUCGAAAAGAUGAGUUAAAUCGACAUAAAAGCAUACAUUCGGGAGAAAAACCAUUUGUUUGUCAUUUCAAUGAUUGUAACAAAACAUUUUCUGAAAAAUCUAACCUUAAAGUACAUAUGAAAAGACAUCUGACGAUA